Messenger RNA from Phaethon lepturus (White-tailed tropicbird), 3211 nucleotides. It is a transcript of the gene TP53BP1, whose product is annotated as tumor protein p53 binding protein 1. The annotation marks the transcript as partial. Gene Ontology annotation, molecular function: histone binding. Gene Ontology annotation, cellular component: nucleus. Gene Ontology annotation, biological process: DNA damage checkpoint signaling; positive regulation of transcription by RNA polymerase II. Lineage: Eukaryota; Metazoa; Chordata; Aves; Phaethontiformes; Phaethontidae. The record is from RefSeq and is a predicted model, not a curated record. The transcript has 15 exons.
GAACCCCAUUUCAUUUUACUUUGCCGAAGGAGGGUGAUGUCAUUCAGCCCUUGACCAGCAUAACGCCACCUCUUAUUGGCCAGCUUAAAAUGGGACCCAGAAGACACAGCACACCAAUUGACCCUACAGCCAGUGACAGGAAAGAUGUAUCUCCUGCUGCUGCCGGGGCUGCUGCCAGCUCCCAGAAAGCAUCAUCUGUGUUUAGUCGUGUCUGUGAAGUUCGUCGAGAGGAUGAGGCCAGAGGUCAUGGUCUUUCCACUUCUCCAUUUAGGGGGAAUCUGUUCAGUUUUCCUGGCACACAAGAAGAUGCUGAAGUACAUAAAAAUGUCAGUGGUUGGCAGUACCAGCAACACAAGGCAGAUGACAGUGGUGGACAGGUCCUAAUUCCUCAGACGAUGCCGCAGGACUGCCAUCAACAACCUUCUGGUGCAGAGGAUGGCGCAUAUGUGGAGACUGGUAUUGUAAGCACUCAGACAGAAGGGAGAAGAAUGCAGAAGAAACCCAGUAAGGCUGUUAAAAUUGAUGAAAGCCAAGAGAGGUGCGAACACACUAAGAAUAAAGGGAUUCAAACUACAGCAGACUGUCUUUUUACACAAACAACUGUUACAACAGCAACACAAACAUCAGAAGAAAUCUGUAGGCAGGUGGAAGUGGGAACCAGUAUGUCUGGGCAAAGACCUGGGCGACAAGAUGCAAAUGUCCAAACUGAGGAGAGUGGCAAAAAGCUUGUGAACGCUUCUGGAGAGGACACAGACUCUCUGCACAGUCAGGGAGAGGAGGAGUUUAACCUUCUUCACCCACCCAAAGGCCGAGUUCAGCAUCGCCACAUGCGAACUAUUCGAGAAGUGCGCACUGUUGUUACGCGUGUUAUAACAGAUGUUUACUACAUAAAUGGUGCAGAGGUGGAACGAAAAGUGGUUGAGGAAACUGAGGAGCCUGUCGUAGAGUGCCAGGAGUGUGAGACUGACACAUCCUCCUCCAGAACUGCAGUGGGCUCAUCACUGACCUCAGGGGACCUUGGUGAUGUCAGCUCCUUCUCAUCUAAGGCCUCAAGCCUCCACCGUACAUCCAGUGGAGCAAGCAGUGGUCACUCUGCCACACACAGCAGCAGCAGCAGCUCAGGGCGAGGAACUGCAGCUAUCAAAGGGAAAGUGUGUGGGACAGAAACUGGAGAGUUUGCUUUACCCAUUGGCAGAGGUGUCUUAGGAAAAUUAAGCCCUAGGAAAGCAGCUGGUCAGCCAGCAUCUCCGCUCAGAGUUAGCCAGACAGGAGCACUGCCUUGUGAGGAAGAGGAGGACUCUAUGCCUGGCACUCGUCAGGGUGGCAGAGCACCUGUGACACCUCGUGGGCGAGGAAGAAGAGGCCGCCCACCAUCUCGAACAACAGGAACAAGAGAUUUAGCUGGACUGCCAGGUGUGGAGGAUCUCUCAACUACAGCAUCACCUGAGGAGAAAUCAUUUACUCAUUCACUUCGCCUGCCAGAGGGAGGGGAGAAAUCUGAUGCUUCUGGCUUCUGUGCCUUACGUCGAAGUGACUCUCCAGAAAUCCCAUUACAAGUGGUGACUGGUCCUUCGGACUGUGCAGACUCAUCCUCUGGGAGCAGCUUUGUGGGCCUCAGGGUUGUAGCAAAGUGGUCCUCAAAUGGGUACUUCUAUUCCGGGAUGAUUACCCAAGAUGUUGGGGCAGGAAAGUACAAGCUGCUCUUUGAUGAUGGAUAUGAAUGUGAUGUGCUAGGAAAAGAUAUUUUACUCUGUGAUCCUAUCCCACUGGAGACUGAGGUGACUGCACUCUCGGAGGAUGAAUACUUUAGUGCAGGUGUGGUGAAGGGACACCGGAAGGAGUCUGGAGAGCUAUACUAUUGCAUUGAAAAGGAAGGCCAGAGGAAGUGGUACAAACGAAUGGCUGUUAUCCUGUCUCUGGAACAAGGAAAUAAGCUCCGGGAGCAGUUUGGGCUAGGUCCUUAUGAACCUGUCACCCCCCUGACCAAAGCAGCUGACAUCAGUCUUGAUAAUCUUGUGGAAGGGAAGCGGAAGCGACGCAGUAACCUUGGUUCUCCCAGCACUUCCAGCAGCAGCACAACUCCCACUCGUAAAGGGCAGGAGAGUCCACGCAUCCCACCAGGCACACUAUCUGGGAAAAGGAAACUCGUUGCUUCUGAAGAUGAGAGAUCCCCAGCUAAACGUGGCCGCAAGUCAGCAAUGAUAAAGCCUGGGGCUGUGAGAGCCGGAGAGUUUGUCAGCACCUGUGAAGGUGUAGAUGCUGUAGAUACCCCAGUACUGGAGGACCAUCAUGGACCCUUGCCCCACAAUAAGACCCUCUUCUUGGGUUAUGCCUUUCUCCUCACCAUGGCAACAGCCAGUGACAAAUUGGUCAAUCACCAGAAGCCAUCAGAUGGUCCCACAGGGAGUAGUGAGGAGGAAGAAGAAUUUUUAGAGAUGACUCCAUAUGACAAACAUUACAUAGCACAGCAGCUGCGAGCAGGAGCUGGAUAUAUCCUGGAAGACUUCAAUGAAACCCAGUGUAAUGCAGCAUAUCAGUGUCUUUUAAUUGCGGAUCAGCAUUGUCGAACUCGGAAAUACUUGCUGUGCCUUGCCAGAGGGAUCCCUUGUGUGUCUCAUAUAUGGGUCCAUGAUAGCUGUCAUGCUAACCAGCUUCAAAAUUAUCGGAAUUACCUUUUGCCAGCUGGUUAUAGCCUCCAGGAGCAAAAAUUGCUAGAAUGGCACCCACGAGAAAACCCAUUCCAUAACCUGAAGGUUCUCCUGGUGUCAGACCAGCAGCAGAACUUCCUGGACCUGUGGUCUGAAAUCCUUAUGACGGGGGGAGCAGCAUCUGUUAAACAGCAUUACGCAAAUGCUCACAACAAAGAUAUUGCUUUGGGUGUUUAUGACGUGGUGGUGACUGAUUUUUCCUGCCCAGCUGGUGUCUUGAAGUGUGCAGAAGCUUUACGGCUGCCUGUUGUCUCACAAGAGUGGGUGAUCCAGAGCCUUAUUGCUGGGGAGAGAGUAGGCUACAACAAGCAUCCAAAAUAUAAACAUGACUAUGUCCCCCACUAAACUAAAACUUUAGUUGUUUAGUGCUGUCCCACUGUUGUGCAGACUGUGUUUUAAUCAGGUUUUAAAUGUUUGUGUAAUUGGACAGUGUGCAUGGAUUACUGUAUAUAGUUUUAUCUACUGGACUUUUAUGAUGAAAUAAAUGUUUGAUCUCUUGUGGU